This is a messenger RNA of Paralichthys olivaceus (Japanese flounder), 1331 nucleotides long. RefSeq names its product tubulin polymerization-promoting protein. Lineage: Eukaryota; Metazoa; Chordata; Actinopteri; Pleuronectiformes; Paralichthyidae. Gene Ontology annotation, biological process: microtubule bundle formation; positive regulation of protein polymerization; microtubule polymerization. Gene Ontology annotation, molecular function: tubulin binding. The record is from RefSeq and is a predicted model, not a curated record. Gene Ontology annotation, cellular component: microtubule.
CCCUUGGUGGUGCCAUUGUGGGGGUGGGGGUGAGUGAGGGUGAGUGAAAGAACAUUAUUGGUGACUUGAGGGACUCGGGGGAAACUUUGCGAGCUGGAGCAGACGUUAAAGUCGAGGGGACACAGCAUCUCACUCCGGUCUGCCUCUUGUUUGUCUGUUUAGUAACGAGUUCAACGAUUGGCAAAUAGUUUUAGAAAGUGUGUUGCGGUGCCAUCGCAACACACGUCCGUUAAUGAUGCUGAGCUGAGUAUGGGAACAGCUGAAAGCACAAAGAGAAAUCAGAAAAAGUCGGCUAAUCCAAGCACUGCACAGAGGGAAGUGAAUUCCGGCACAAGCAUGGCAGACCAGAAAGACAACAUAGAUGACUUUAAAGUACAGACAGCCAAGCAUACCAACAUCAGCUCAGCCCCUUUACGGGCGCACAGUGAACACUCCAAAGACCGAGCGUCUAAAAGGCUUUCGAUCGAGUCGAACGGGACCAGUGAUGGAGGUGCAGGUUCCUCCACGCCCGUGGAGAUCACCGCCUUGGAGGAGUCGUUUCGACGCUUCGCCAUCCACGGCGACACUCGCGCUACCGGCAAGGAGCUGCAUGGCAAGAACUGGUCCAAACUCUGCAAGGACUGUGGUGUGAUCGACGGCAAGAACAUCACCCUGACUGACGUGGACAUUGUCUUCAGCAAAGUCAAGAAGAAAUCCUGUCGCACCAUCACAUAUGACGAGUUCAAAGUUGCACUCGGAGAGCUGGCCAGGAAGAAAUACAAAGAGAAGACGGGAGAGGAGGCCGAGGCCGAGGUGUUCAAGCAGAUCGAAGGGAAGGCACCUGUCAUUGCAGGAGUCACGAGAGCCGUGGCUUCCCCGACAGUGAGCCGCCUUACGGACACCACCAAGUUUACAGGGUCACACAAGGAGCGUUUUGACGGCACCGGCCGUGGGAAGGGUAAGGCGGGACGGGUAGACAUAGUUGACACUUCCGGAUACGUCUCGGGAUACAAACAUCGAGGGUCGUAUGAAAAGAAAAUCAAUAAACCAACUGUUUAAAGAGGAAAUAAACAUUUGAGGAUCGUUUUUUAUUUAAAAAAAUAAAGAAGAGUACUCAAAGAAAGCACAAAAGAAAAAUGAUUUCAUACAUUUUCCCGCCCAUUUAUUUAGUGCGUGCGUGUGGCUGAGUGUGUGUGUAUCUGUGUGUGUGCAAGAGAGAGAUGUUUUUUUUAGUUCCUCUCUUUGUCAAGUGUGAGAACUGGAAAAUUGUUUACAUCUAUUUUUACAAAGUCAUCACCAGCUGGUACAUUCCUGUCAGAGAGCGAGUUACUGCCAACACUGAAGAGAACAAA